Messenger RNA from Thelazia callipaeda (thelaziosis nematode), 5526 nucleotides. The record is from the annotation of a GenBank genome assembly. NCBI's taxonomy places the organism in Eukaryota, Metazoa, Nematoda, Chromadorea, Rhabditida, Thelaziidae.
AAAAAAAAACUAUUCUCAGGUGUGGGAAUGUCAAACAGGCCUCAACUGGCCAGGCAAAUUGAGCGGGAACAGCUUAGGCAGCUAGUUAAUCAAUGGAAUGAAAAUAGACUUGACUUAUUUAAUCUAAGCUAUCCAACUGAAGAUCUUGAAAUACAUGGUGUGAUGCGAUUUUAUUUCCAAGAAUCAAAAGACAAAGUAUCCACAAAAUGUAUUCGUAUUUCUAGUACGGCAACGACUCGAGCGGUCAUAAAUGCUUUGGUUGACAAAUUCCAUCCUGAUUUAAAAAUGCUCAGUGAUCCUGAUUAUACAUUGUGGGAAGUACAUGAAAAUGGCGAAGAGCGAUGUUUAGCACCCAAUGAAAAACCAUUACUUGUACAGUUAAACUGGCACAAAGACGAUCGGGAGGGACGAUUUUUGCUAAGGACUCAUCCUAAAAACAAUACUAUCAAGAGUUCUAUUAUUACCUUAAAUGGUAAUCAAAAACGGUUUUCCAAGAAAGAAGAAAAAGAAUUGAAAAAAAAACAUCAAAGAGCUCUGAUAUCUCAAGAACCAAAGUUAUGUGCAGCUGAGGAAUUGUACAAAGCAUUGCCGCCAACAACAUUUACACGAACAAUAUCAAAUCCAGAAGCUGUGAUGAAGAAACGACGUGAAAAAAAGAUAGCAGCAAAACUAAAAGACUUGGGUCAAGGUGGUAGUUUGAAAAUUUAUGGUUAUGAAUUGGAAUCGAGUCGUCCUUAUGUUACACUUCUCGUAUCAAUACGGGACACUGUACGGAAAAUCUUAGAAGAAACUCUGGAAAAGUAUGGAAUCAAUAGAAAUGUGGAAGAUUAUGUAUUGGUAGAGAUGCUGAUACCGGUUUCUACAAAACUUACUCACUCACUUAGCGAUUUGCGGUUUCUAAAUAUUAGUCGUCAUGAACGAAUUAUGGAUUACGACGAAUAUCCACUAUUUAGUAUAGCAAAUCAUACACCAGACCCAUCUGAAGAAGUAUUUUUUGUUGUUAAACAGCGACCAUCUCCAGGACCAAUAAGACGUACUCGUCAUGCAUCGUUAUCAUCAACGGCAGCAUUUGGCGUAGGUUACGCUGAUCCUCAAAAACUGUGUCUAAGUGCUCCUUGUACUCUGUAUAUGCGAAAUCAAUUUGCUGUCAAACCUUGCCUUGUGCAAUUAUCUUCUGGUGAGUCUUUGGUUCAUCAUGCAUAUUUCAUGCCUAGUUUUACAUGCUCUUCUGUCUUUUAUUCAGAUCCUUUCUUUACAUGUUUCUCUAAAUUGCAUUUCAACGUAAAUCCCUGCAACCAAGAUGGUUUAGAUGGAGAAGAAAUGUCAGGAACAAAGCCAAUACAACUUCCAUUUGGUGUGUUAGAUAUUGGUUCUGAUCGUUCUAUGGGUAUCAUUCUAAAUGGCCAGUUUGUCAGACCAAGGCAUGCUGUUAUCAAUUAUCAGGAUGGCAUUGUAACAAUUACAGCAUGUGAUCCAGAUGCAUUUAUUGAGGUUGAUGGUCAACGAAUUUGUCAAACUGUAGCUCUUCGUGAUGGAAAUAUUAUUGGAAUUGGUCGCACUUAUAUGUUCCGCUAUUUGAGUGCUUGGGUUUGUUCGUCAACUUUCAUUUCAAUCAUUUUUUGUCAUUACUGCCGGCUGCAAAGUUCGGAAAGGAUGGAAACUACGUUUGACAUUACUGGAAAAACGAUAUCGGUCCCAUUUGAAAAAAACAAAAUCCUAUCAGCGUCUUCAUCAUGGGUCAAUCGUGGAUCUAAUGAUGGUGCAGUCAAGAAUUUUCAUGUUUUGGGAAUUCCACUUCCAGGUUUAGCACGUGAUAUGAAACGUAAAUCUAUUUCCGAUAUUCGAUUAGCUGCUGCUGCUACUGCUACUGCUACUGCUACUACUAGAAAGCAUGAUCUAAACAAAACUCGAGCAUUGUCAUCCGAUUACUUAAAUCGACUAUUAGCGCCUACAACGUCAAAUGGUGAAAUAGCCAAAACUGUGACCAGAUUAGGAGCUGAGAAGGUAUCGUAUGCAGUAGAUACACUGCCAGCAUUAGCUGAAGUCAAAGAAGAAGUAGAAGACGAGUUUCUGAAGUAUCUAAUUUGUUCGGAAAGAGAAGAUGUGCAGUUCAAACUUACUCCAGCUUACUUGAUUUACAUAGUGGCACGUCAUCGUUUGUUAUUUCCUUGUCAAGCAGUAUCUGUCUCUGCGAGUCAAACGCGGUUUAUGGAAUUUCUCAAUAAAGUUGCUAAUCGUUUUUUUAUCUUCACAAAGUUUCAUAUUUUAUGCAUAUUACAGCAGCGGCGGUCGCGGGAAUCAUUAUCUUUUUGGUUAGCGAAUUCUAGCGAACUCUUAAAUUUUUUCAAGCAAGACAUGGAUUUAUCACUUUUCUCUAAUGGCUUGCCUCAAGAAAUGUUAGCAGCUUGUGUGGAAAAUACAUUCGGGAUGUUAGCAGCAGUGCUGAAACGCAGUCUCGAUAGUUCAUUAGAUAUAGUUCGGGAUGCAUUUCUGGAUGAUCAAUCUGCUUCACGUGAGCUUCUGUUUUCAAAAGCAUCUAAAAGAUUAAGUAUUUCUGGAUUCAUUUCAGAAAAUAUGGUUGACGUGUUAGAGGAAAUUAUGUGUUUGUUACGUUAUUGUCGACUAAACGCAGCGUUAACAAUCCAGAUAUUUUCACAGCUUUUUUAUUAUGUGAAUAUGAUGCUUUUUAAUUGGCUUGUAUCUUCGUUUGGUAUGCCAUAUUGUAGUCGGGCUUUCGGAAUUCGACUACGAACUCGUCUUGCUGCUGUAAAUGAAUGGGCCUAUCAGCAAGGCUUGGAAUUAGCUGCUGAAUGUCAUAUGGAUCGUUUAAAUCAAGCAAUAACUCUUUUGGUAACUCCGAAAACAAUUGACCAAAUCAGUAAUUUAGGUGCGACAUGCUACAAACUAAACAGUGUGCAAGUUCGAUGGUUUCUUGACCAUAUUGUACUUGAUGUUGGUGAGGAACCAGUAUCAAAUGAGCUAGUCGAAAGCAUUGUUCGACUUGCUGAAACUCAUGCAGAUGCAAUGGCAACACAAGACGAAACACCUGUACAACUUGAAGAAGAACCUGAGCUGCAAUUACCUUUUCUUCUUCCUCAAGAUGGCUACUCUCCGGAUCUCAUUCGUGGGCUUCCUCCGGCUUUGGUAGAAGCGAUUAACGGUUUUCAAGCACGAGGUCUGUGUCGUUUUUUUCCACAAAACCAUUCAUCCGGUAGUUGGACGAUAUAUUUAAAGAAUGCAUCUGUCUUUGAAGAAGAAUCAAAAACAACUGAUUUCUUCUGCACAUCACAGGGUGACAAAUCAGUUGAUUCAGUAGUGUCGAAAUCAGAAACAGGAAGACUAUCGAGUAAUAUGCAUGAGCACAAUCAUCUGUUUCACAAUGAAAGGUCACCAAUUUCAAGCAUGAGUUCGGUAUCAAAACCGAAGAGAGAUUUGGAGAUUGUAACAGUCACUCUUAAUCGUGGUAGUUCUGGUAUUGGACUAAGUAUCGUUGCCGCUCAGGGUAUUGGAGAACGUUCAAUGGGCAUUUAUGUGAAAAAAGUUGUGGAUGGAAGUGCAGCACAUAAAGAUGGUCGUCUGGAAUGUGGUGAUCAGUUGCUUUCAGUUAAUGGUCAAUCUCUUAUUGGCAUUAGUCAGGAAGACGCUGCGUCCAAAAUGUCCUUCAGCGGGCCUAUUGUAUCUUUUGAGGUAUGCAAGCAAGCGGCACGGCAUAACGGCCUUUACCAGUGGUUAAGCAAUCCACCAUCAUCGAUGCAGGUCCAUUGUGCUCUGCUUUAUUUUCUUCUUGUCUUGUAUUUAUUUCUUGGAUCGAUUCCUUCGUUACUCAUUUACUCUGCUUUGUUGAUUUUACUAAGCAUCAUAAAGCAACGAACAGCAACACUUGACAGGCGGCAGUCGCUCAUACCUGGCAUUGUUGCAGAUAAUCAUGUGUCUGUCAAUGGGAUGAAUUCUCAGCGAUUCUCACGUCAGAGUUCAGCUACAUCAACAGUCUCCAAUUUUUCUAAUCAACCUCACUUGAUGAAACACGGACGGAAUGGAGCAGUAAAUACUAGAGCUUUUCAAGGUCAUUCACGAGAUAUGGUUGUUCCUACGACCGAUCAACAGCCUGUCAAGAAUCGUUCAGUCUCGAUUUCAGAAAUUUAUGAGAACUCAACUGAUCCGUCGUUAACAGUGUCACUGGCAUCAUUGCAACCGGCUGUUGGUAAUAAAGCAGUUCCAGUGCAGAAUGGAGUAAAUACCACAACUUCACAACGUACUAGUUUACCAUCUCAUUAUCGGAAUAUUCGUCCUAUUGUUAUCCAGCCUUCACGUCCCAUAUCAUCACCAACUUUACGUCAGCAGCAGUAUUAUAAUGCUAGAUCACGUUCACCAUCUCAUCUUUAUAUUACCCCUUCAUCUUCCAAUCAACAUCUAAAUAUGGCCUUAAAAAAUCCAUCGUCGGUUCGUUAUUUUUCUUACAGCAGUUUUGAAAUUAUGUUCACAAGCAUCAUUUUAGAUUUAUAUUUUAUUGCUAGAACUGGCUCAGCAGAAUUAAUGUCGCGUGCUUCAACAUCAGUAAUUACCGAUUACGCAAAUUUACCCUUGGUUGAUAAACAUCAGUCUACCUAUGAAUCAUAUUCUCCGUCUGCUCAUUCCCGUAGCACUCUACCAAAUCGUCAUGCACUUUCAUGCAAUUCCAAUUUGUGCUGUGGUAAUCAGUUCCAAGCAACUGACGGGAACUCUGCGUCACGUAAACAAAAUUCUCUCCCUUCUUCUUCAUCUCAGGAUUCUAUUCGAUCAGCAUCGAGGACAACAAGACAAGAGCGAGAAAAUGAAAUAACUUUAAAUGAAUGUUCGGAAGAUUCAAAUUGCCUUACAAAAAAGGCACCACCUGUACCACCUAAACGCCGUACUACUGCAAGUAGACGUGAGGAAUUGAACAAAUGUCUAGAUGAGCUGGAAUCUAAAGGUUCAGAAAUGACUGAAACUGAUCAUCAAAAAUAUCGUGAAUUAGUCAACGAACUAGCGAAAAUUCCAGUACCUUUUUCUAUUCAACCAUGUUCGAGCCAGAUAACCAGUAAUCGAACCAUGGGAGAUUUGGAAAAAGUAGAACUAGAUGAAAAUGGCAAAACCAGAGCAAUUGGCGAAGGAUAUGUAGAAGAAAACGAAGAUUCUUCACCAAAUUAUGAAAAUAUCUGUCGAACACAAAAAAAAAAGUGCGUACAAUGGAAUGACACAGUUGGAGAUACUUUUGAGAGAGCAGAUGCAAGUAAUAAUAAUGUGUAUGAAGAUGAUGAUGACCCGCCAGAACCAAGAGCUCAGGUACUCGGGACUCAGGAGGUAUAUCGAGACCCACGACAAGUGCGUCUUAUCGAAUUGAAAGCAAAAGAAACUGCAGCUCAAGAAGCAAAGGUUGAUGGUUCUAAGCUAGGAUUUCGCGACAAAAUGCAAUUGUUUGCAGAGCAGAUCGGUGGCAAAGCUCGAAAGAGUUGUUACAAAGCAUCCACUUUACAGCGUGAAAUCGAAGAAACAGUGGAGGACUUGUGA